Messenger RNA from Chrysemys picta bellii (western painted turtle), 4136 nucleotides. RefSeq names its product phospholipid phosphatase related 5 (gene PLPPR5). Gene Ontology annotation, cellular component: plasma membrane. The record is from RefSeq and is a predicted model, not a curated record. Gene Ontology annotation, molecular function: phosphatidate phosphatase activity. Gene Ontology annotation, biological process: phospholipid metabolic process; phospholipid dephosphorylation; signal transduction. NCBI's taxonomy places the organism in Eukaryota, Metazoa, Chordata, Testudines, Emydidae.
GGUCCUCUAGGGAGCUGCCCACUGCCUGCUGAUCGCGAGCUGCACCCACAGCGUUGGCACUAAAGAGACAGCAUCAGUGUGCUUGUCUUGCAAACAAACGGCAAUAGGGCAAAGUUUGGGGCAGGGUUUUGGGGUGCCCGCUCUUUGCUAAACUCCCUGGAAUCCCCGUGCAGCAUUUUGGAAAGCGAGGUUAAAGCAGAUGAUGAGCAAGAGGAGUCUGACAGCGUGUGUGUGUUUCUAACGGGCUGGCAUCGCUGGCUCGGAGGAGAGCUCCGCAACGCCAAGUCUAGCAAGCAGCUAGAGUGGAGGCGGCGGCGGCAGGGGCUGUGCACAAGGCUGCUCAGCACGGGCAAUUAUUGCUCCAGCUGUUUGGACAAAGAAACAAAACCCUAAGGGAGGAAAGGAUUUGGCAGCCUAGGAGCGGCGACUGCGUUGCCUGCCCGGAGCCGGGCUCGUGCGGACUGAGCUGACGGGCUCGGAGUGACUGUGGGAUUCCCGCCCCCUCCCUCCCGCGGGAGGCUGGCGCUGGGCAGAGGCGUCAGGCACCUGCCCGGGGGCGGGCUUGGCUCGAAGGCUGCGGCCCCAGCGCCACUGGCGGGGAACCCUCGGAUCCGCUUCUCAGCCGGGCUCCCCGCUCCGGCGGCCAGGGGCUGCUCCCGGGAGGGGACCCGCUUCCCCCUGCACGUGCCCGGACGGAGCUGGCGCUGCUGCCCGGGUCUAGCCGCCGCCUGCUCCCCCAGUACACGAGCCCGUGCUCGGGCGGAGCCGCCUGACAGGAGCAGCCCAUGGGCACGGGCUUGUGCCCGGGCCGUGCUGCUGCAGCUGCCCGGCGCUAGCCCAUGGGCCGAGCCGCUGCCCGGAACUAACCAGCCUCCUGCGCUGCCCAUGUGCUCCAGCUUGCGCCCGGGUGCCGCCGCCGCUGCUGGCUGGGACUAGCCGCCUCCUCCCCCGGUGGAUGCCGCCGGGGAGCGGGCGGAGCGCGCAGCCGGGGAGGGGGGCUGCCGCGGCCGCCGGAGCCGGAGUGCCUGGCAGUGCCCUCUGCGCUCAUCAGCAUGCUUUACUUCCAGAUGGUGAUCAUGGCAGGGACCGUGAUGCUGGCUUAUUACUUCGAGUACACGGACACCUUCACGGUCAACGUGCAGGGCUUCUUCUGCUACGAGGGCUCCUACCGCAAGCCCUACCCGGGUCCGGAGGACAGCAGCGCCGUGCCCCCGGCGCUCCUCUACGCGCUGGCCGCAGGGGUCCCGGUGCUGGUGAUAAUCAUUGGAGAAACUGCAGUGUUUUGUCUACAGCUAGCUACAAGGGAUUUUGAAAACCAAGAAAAAACCAUAUUAACUGGAGACUGUUGUUAUAUAAAUCCACUGGUGCGCAGAACCAUCCGAUUCCUUGGAAUCUAUGCAUUUGGACUGUUUGCUACAGAUAUCUUUGUAAAUGCUGGACAAGUAGUAACAGGGAAUCUUGCACCACAUUUUCUUGCACUUUGUAAACCCAACUAUACAGCACUUGGAUGUCAACAGUUCACACAGUUCAUCAGUGGUGCACAUGCCUGUACUGGAAACCCAGAUCUUAUUAUGAGAGCCAGAAAAACAUUUCCAUCCAAAGAAGCAGCUCUUAGUGUAUAUGCAGCUACGUAUCUGACUAUGUAUAUUACCAACACAAUAAAAGCCAGAGGAACAAGGCUUGCAAAACCUGUUCUGUGCUUAGGCUUAAUGUGUUUGGCAUUUCUUACUGGUAUCAACAGAGUAGCCGAGUAUCGAAAUCACUGGUCAGAUGUGAUAGCAGGAUUUAUAAUUGGAAUAUCAAUAGCAGUGUUUUUGGUUGUAUGUGUGGUAAAUAAUUUUAGAGGAAGACAACCAGAACAUGAAAAUUCUCAUAUGGAUAAUCUGGCCCAGAUGCCAAUGAUCAGCAUCCCACGAGUAGAAAGUCCUUUAGAAAAGAACCACAUCACGGCCUUUGCAGAAGUCACAUGAUGAUGAAGCUGCUGUGUAUUCACUACACUGGACAUCAUCUCUUUUCACAGUCCACUCAUAAUAACUGAAGUGUAUUGAAAAGAAGAGAGUAAAAAUUGUCUGAUUUAUAACUUGAUUUUUACAACAUUAAAACUACAUCAACAUUUGAAAACUGCUUCUUAAAUAUUAAAAGUUCAAUUUACUUUCCAACAAAAGCAUUGCACCAUUAUUUAUGUAUUUAUUUAUGGGGGCGGGGGGAGGGAAGGAAUCUGAACUUUAGUCAUGUUUGUAUGACAAUGCCCUCUCUAGCCUUUUUUGGCUAUUUAUCAUUUUAAUUAUUCAUAUAUCUAUUCAGCAGUACAUCAUUUUCUGAUCGAUUGAUUUUAAAAUCUGAGUUUUUAAUUCAGCAUGACAUUGUUUCCAUUUGAGCAGAUUUCAGUGUAUGACUUUUUUUAAAAAUUAUGUUCUGUACUAAAAUGCUGUUUGCUCAUUACAUUAUGCUGUAUUUCACUUAAGAUAUCAUUCAUACCAUAUGUUACAUAUAAGACUGGUGCUUCUGCUUUUGAAGAGAAAAAAAUGCCAAUUUUUACUGUAAUAAGUAUUGUAUCAUAAUUAAAAGUUUAUUUGGAUAUUUUCCUGACUUAAGUGUAGUCCAGUGGUUGAUAUGUAGUUCCUGAAUGUCUUGGAUGAUGUACAUUGUAGCUAGGAUAAAGGACAUGACAAAAUAUAGAAAUUCUGGUCAUUGGUAUAUAUCCUUUUUUAGUAAUGAUUUCUCAUUCUGAGUUAAGGGCUCCAUUCUUAGUCCCAGGAUAUCUUAAUUCUUUCUGUAACUAACAUGAGAAGUACAGCUAUUGCAGAUCACUGAAACUACAUGGAGUCUAUAUUCUCCCUCUGAGUAUGUGUUAUGCAUCUCAGGGCACCCAGCUGGCAUGCUAGAAGUGUAUGUGUCAAGGUGAAUGGGGGAAAAGGAGAAGGGGAAACUCGCUUAACAAGCAAUUUACAUAUUUCUGUACCCUAUGUUUUUGUUUCAGGGAAUUUGUGGGAAAAGUGGCUGCGUAAAUGUAAUCAUAGACAUCUUGGUCCAAAUUGCUCAAGAUAUUUAGGUACUGCUGAAUUCAGGAUUGUCAAUGAUCUUUUGGCUCCUAUGUGCCUAAAUCCCUUUUGAAAAUGAGAUUUGGGUUCCUAAAUCAGUUAGGUGUUACAAUGCUGAGUGCAGCACCUAAAUACCUGUAAACAUCUGGUCCCUUUAGCUAACAUGACCAGAACUUAUAUAAUCAAGCACAAGGGAGUCUGAUUGACCUUGGGAGCAUAACAGGGGACAUAUUUCAAAUUUUCCAACAAUUGCUGUAGUGUGUAAUCGAGAACCUGACUUGUCUUUAACUUCAUGCAUUCAUAUCUCCUUUUUCCACUUAUUAGUGUUCACAAUCAUAUCAAACCUACCCAUUGGAAAGGCAAUCCAGCUCUCCAUUAAUGCUGAAAUUGGCCCAUAUAGAGUAAUUUUAUAUAGGUGGAGAGCCCAAAAGGGUUUGCAACUGUUUGAUAGAGUGUAUGCUUGACCUAUCUCUGAAGACUUAGCUUUCGCAACUGCAGAUAUAAUGCUACAGUUAUUCACACAUCAAGAAUAGCAGUGUUGGUAGAUCUGUUGAGAUCAAGCAGAGCAUGCCAAGCCUCACAUUUUCCGCACGUUUAGUGCCUGUGCACUAACCAGUGGUGGAGGCUGCACAACCUAUUAAAAAAAAAGUGAUGUCAAGUGUACAUUAUAUGUUUAUUGACCAAAUGAAGGGAAAGUAUAGGUUUAAAGGGAAUGUCCAUUUAAUCUCUACUUUAAUAACCUAAACACUGCCUGGAGGACAGAGCAGGCUCACAGUGUGAAUAUUAUUUGAGUAGACCAGAGAACGGAACAUAUACUUAUCCAGCUAAACUGAAAAUCCAGAAUAAAGAUGCAUGGAAAUGGAAAAAAGCAAGAAUAGAGCCCUCAAGCACCACAAUGCUACUUACACUAUUGAAAACAGUGUUCAUUAAAAUAUCAAUUGUUUAAAAAAUUGUAGUAUUUUUCAAAUGUGUGUACCACCCUGCUAAAUACAUUUACCUUUCUUCCUCUGGCUCUUUAAGAGCCAACCCACUAAAAAUUGCUCUAUGUGCAGCUUUAAGUGAAAUCUUCACUUUUUUUUUUUUGCAUGGUAUUGA